Molecule: messenger RNA, 711 nt
Organism: Lingula anatina
Lineage: Eukaryota; Metazoa; Brachiopoda; Lingulata; Lingulida; Lingulidae
Product: alpha-N-acetylgalactosamine-specific lectin
Source: RefSeq, a predicted model, not a curated record
CAAGCCAUGGAAAGUAAAAACAAGUUCCUUCAGACCACCCUGACCAACCUGCAGACCGCCAUGCAGCUGGUCGCGGAGAAGUAUAAUCUUGUGAUCACUGAGCUUUCCCAGUGCAAGGUGAAUGCUGCCAAAAACCUAUCCCAGGGAGUGACAGCAUUUACAUGUCCUGGAGGGUUCAUCGAUAACAAAGCUUUGAAGUCUUGCUACAAAUUUGUUGGCUUGCCAGAGAAAGCUUGGAAUGAAGCAGACAGAGAGUGUGGAGAGUAUGGUGCAAGACUUGUUGCCAUAGAAACAAAAGCAGAAAAUGACUUUUUAAGGACAACAAUAGAACAAGACAGUAAUUUGAGAAGGAGGGACUUUUGGACUUCGGCACAUGAUGUUGGGAGGGAAGGAAGAUUUAUGUGGAUGUCCACUGGUAAGAGACUGGAGUACACCAAGUGGGACUCCAAAAACCCAGAUAAUGGCAGGAAGUCUGGAAAUGAAGAAGACUGUGUGCUACUAGAUCAUGAUGAAGAUUUCUACUGGAAUGACGUGGAAUGUCAUAGAACCAGGGGAUACAUUUGUGAAAUGAACUAUUGAGGAUGAUAGAUUCAGGAAGUUAGAAUUUCUCUGAAUUUAACCCAUAAAAUGCAGUACACAAUGUUAGAACUUGAUAAAAUACACGGUAGCUCAACAUAUCCAUGAGAAACUAGAUACUACUAGUAUCUAGUA